Messenger RNA from Phragmites australis (common reed), 823 nucleotides. RefSeq lists its product as uncharacterized. The transcript has a single exon. Lineage: Eukaryota; Viridiplantae; Streptophyta; Magnoliopsida; Poales; Poaceae. The record is from RefSeq and is a predicted model, not a curated record. The coding region runs from base 74 to 511 and encodes 145 amino acids.
UCCGGUCCUGCACACAAGUGCUGCAGGAAUCUCAUUCUCACAAGUAGACAACCACGCCGGUCGCGCACAUCGCAUGGUGAGGUCUCCGUUCCGUGUGGCGAUGGAGGGAGGAGGAAGAGCGCUGUGGCUGGCGUUGCUGGUGUCUUGGAUCGCGGUGUCCUUCAACGGCGAGGCUGCGAUGGCCUCCGACGCCCAGCCGGCGACGGCCGGAGCCGGGCAGGACACGAACGUGCUGUGCGUCAGCAAGUGCGGGACGUGCCCCACGGUGUGCUCGUCGCCCCCGCCGCCGUCGGAGGGGGGAUACCCACCACCGUCGUCAGCGAAGGGCGGCAGCGGCAGCUAUUCUUCGCCGUCGGCUCCUCCGUCGCCGCCGGGCCAGGGCAAGGGAGGGCGGCCCAGCAGCUACUACUACUUCUUCACCGCCGGGAGCAGCCGGACCAGCUGCGCCGGGUCGAGUAUCUACGUGUUGGUGUUCUUGGUGUUGGUGUCUCUUGCUGCAAACUUCCAGUGACGUGUUUCCUAGGCGUGUUUUCUGAGGUUCUCCCGGGCCUGCUGUUUAAUAAUCCGCAUGUUCAUUUUGUCACCAACAACUGCUAAACUAUUGCAGCGAUGUUACGACGAGCAGCUCUCGCCUUAUGUUGCUGGUGAUGCGUCCUUGAUGCCACCGGCGAUGGGCGAGCCUCGAAGGCACGCCUCGUACACGCAGGUACGGCCUGCAGCAUACUGACACCAAGUGUUUGGUCCCGAAGGCUGAAACGGAAUAGGCCCACGGGGAUUUGGAGCUGUUCGAAUUUUGUCUCAAUAAGUUAAGCUAAGAUUUGGU